Aspergillus ruber CBS 135680 is the source of this 5781-nucleotide messenger RNA. RefSeq names its product P-loop containing nucleoside triphosphate hydrolase protein. The record is from RefSeq and is a predicted model, not a curated record. The transcript has 2 exons. Gene Ontology annotation, cellular component: nucleus; nuclear RNA-directed RNA polymerase complex. Gene Ontology annotation, molecular function: helicase activity; zinc ion binding. Gene Ontology annotation, biological process: regulatory ncRNA-mediated heterochromatin formation. Bases 1 to 5589 code for a protein of 1862 amino acids. NCBI's taxonomy places the organism in Eukaryota, Fungi, Ascomycota, Eurotiomycetes, Eurotiales, Aspergillaceae.
AUGUCCAUUUCCAAACUGCAGACUCUCGCACGACAAGCUAGGAGGCUCAUUGAUGAAGGGGAUGGUGUCCUGCAAGAUGUUGUUCGAGCUUUGUCCACCGAGGGAGGUCUCAGACGCAUACGAGAGCUUGUUGAAAACGACUACAAUCACAUACCGGCUGCCGCCAAACCUAGUGUUUUCAGGGCUCAGAUGCUGCCAUUCCUGGAUAUUAUUACAAACCCGAACAUCCUAGAAUCAUUGGUUUUGGAGCAAGCAGUUGGAACGAUUUACAAUGUCCUCUACGGUAACUCUGGGAGACGAGGCGUUGUCCUUCUUGGGUUCCUUGCAGAUGUUUUUUCAGUCUCCAUGGGCGAGAAGCCGACAACUAAGACUCUCAAUCACUUCGAGUUAUCACUCCUCGUCUUUUGGCAGAUCAUCAGACUGAACUCUCUUGCCUUUGUCCAUGAGUCUUUUAAGCCUGUGGCAGUGAGGUUCGAAGAGAUUUUCAAGGAGUUUUAUUCGGAAGACACUGUCAACUUUCUCCGGACUUCCAGGAACUAUCUGGAGCGUACCCUGCGUCAUCUUGAAAUUGGCAGCUCGUUACCGACAGUUGAUGGGAUGCAGCAACUCGUUAAGAAAAGUCAUCUACCUGAAGUCUCGUUUGUGACCACUUGCGACCCACCGGGCGGACGCCACGAUAAUGAUUAUGCGGACAUAUGCAGGGUCCAGAUAAUGCCUACGAUUGAGGAAAUCCUGUCAUCGCGGAGCGAGUAUCUGCCUGUGAAAGACUCUCGUCAGUGGCAUGUGGGUGGCAUCAGCGGCCUUCUCGAUAGGAACUUCCGACUGCUCAGGGAAGAUACAAUUGGGCAAUUGAGAGACACCAUUUACGCUCUUUUGAAGCCCUCGAACAAAAAACGAGGAAUUCGGAGCAGCCAGAUUAGAACACACGUUCAUCAAAAUGUCCACUUGCUUGCCCUCAACUUUGAUCGGCUUGCAGGCUUGCAAUUUGUCGCUCGAAUUGAGCAGCCGGUAGAUAUGAAGAAUAUGAGUAAAAAAAAGCGCGAGGAGUGGUGGCAGGGAUCCAAGCGGCUGCAGCAAGGUGCUUUGGUGUGUCUUUGUUUCGGGGCUAAGAAUACGAUCUUUUGCACUGUCGCUGGAGACCCAAGGCCACGGCGAAACAAGGACGGAGAGAUGUUUCCCUUGGAGAAAAUGUGCUCCCUUUGGGAAGAGAAAGAGACGGCAACCGUGCUGCUGGAGCUGGCGCAGCUGUCGGAGGACAAAGUGAAAUGUAUCCUCAGUCAGUACAAAUCGCGUAUGGCUGUUGCGCUGUCGCUUGUCGAGUUUCCCGGGAUACUCCUAGCAUCAUUUGAGCCGACACUCCGUGCUCUUCAGCAGGUGAAGAGAAGUGACGACCUGCCAUUUCCUCAGUUGCUUAGUCCGUUGGACCCUGAAGGUCAGUUCGGAACUAUGACGCCGCCGCUGCCAGCAUAUGCUCUCAGGAACGGAUUCACAUUUGACUUGAGCUGCUUGUUAAAGGAUCCCACAGUCCCUUUCACAAUGCGGCCUGGUGAGCCAGUCGACAUUGCAAGGCUGCAAAAAUAUUCGACAUUGGACAACGCUCAAGCAGUUGCGGUGGUCAAUAGUCUCCAGCGCUGCAUCGGGCUCAUUCAGGGACCACCGGGAACGGGAAAGAGUUAUACGGGGGUUGCUCUAAUCAAAGUCCUUAUUCAGGCUCUCCUUGCAAGCAAGAGGGGUCCUGCGAACAGAAGAAAAGCUGGAGAGGAUCUUGGUCCAAUUAUUUGUGUCUGCUAUACGAAUCACGCGUUGGACCAGUUGCUUGAGGAUCUGCUGGAGAAGAGAAUCACUACUCAGAUCGUCCGCAUCGGUUCCCGGUCGAAAUCUGAGAAGCUCGAACAGUUUAACUUGCGGAAUAUACCUGGGCAAAAAAACAAAACCAAGGCGGAGAAGAGGGACCAGUGGGAGCUUCAUAGGGAUUUUGAUGACAUUGAGAAGGAGUUCGGUCGUUUGUCGCUGGAACCAACAAAUUCAGAGGGCAAGUUGAAGUCCUUUCUUGAGCGUCACUAUCCCCGACACCAUCAACAAUUGUAUGGAAAGGACGAGGAAGGCUAUGAACGAACACGGGCCUCUAGAAAAGGUCCUGUCCUCAAGGGAUGGCUCAACCAUGGCGGAGUCAAGACUACAAGCGGGCCACGUUCUUUGGCGGCACUGCAAGAUGUCCAUGUCGAUUCUAUGUCACAGCAGGAGAGGCAGAGACUUCACGAAUAUUGGGUGGCAGAGAUCCGACGCGACGCUCAUGAUACAGCAGGAAAUCUCCUCGAGCGACAACGACGUACCAAAGUUCAGUUCGACAAUAUCCGCGACGAGCUCAAUAUGCGUUGUCUCCGCGAUGCACAUAUCAUCGGAGUGACAACUACGGGUCUCGCCCGCAAUCUGAACAUGCUCCGUCGACUGAGAUCCAAGAUCGUCGUCUGUGAAGAAGCGGGUGAAGUGCUGGAGUCUCAUCUGCUGACGGCUCUGCUGCCCUCGGUCGAGCAUCUCAUUUUGAUCGGUGACCACAUGCAGCUCCGGCCGCAGGUGCAGAAUUACAACCUUUCGCGCGAGAACCACAAUGGUGGCGAGCAGUACUCCUUGGACGUGUCGCUUUUUGAGCGUCUAGUGAAUCCAGAUGAAGGGACCGGCAUUCGGUUACCGUACAGUACACUCGAGACGCAGCGGAGAAUGCACCCGUCAAUUGCUCAACUUGUUCGCGAAACGCUGUACCAUCGCCUGGAAGAUGCCCCCUCUGUUUCGCAGUAUCCUGAGGUUAGUGGAAUGCGUAAACGGCUGUUUUGGUUAGAUCACCGUCACCAGGAAGGGAGCAGUUCAAAGGACGAUGCUUUGGGGACGUCGCACUGGAAUAGUUACGAGGUCGAAAUGACACUCGCUCUAGUCAAUCACCUGGUCCGCCAGGGAACCUACAAGAGUGGCGAAAUCGCUGUCUUGACGCCCUAUCUAGGCCAAUUGCAUUUCCUUCGGAGCAAAUUUCGGGAGUCGUUUGCCAUUACGCUGGGCGAGAGGGAUGAGACGGACCUGGAAAAUGCAGGGCUUAAUGACGAAGUCCCAGAGACUCAGCAACGGGUCGUCAAGACCAAUCUCUUGCAGACGCUUCGGGUCGCUACGAUCGACAACUUCCAGGGUGAAGAGGCAAAGGUCAUCGUGAUAUCCUUGGUCAGGAGCAACGAUCAGAAUCGAUGCGGUUUUCUUCGAACUUCAAACCGGAUCAACGUCCUUCUGUCGCGAGCGAAACAUGGAAUGUAUAUUGUUGGCAAUUCUGCAACAUCAAUUCAUGUUCCGAUGUGGGCGCAGGUCAUCGACAUCUUGCAGCAGGAGGGUAACUUCGGCGCCGGUCUGGAGCUCCAAUGUCCACGCCACCCAGAUCAUCCUAUUUCUGUGUCUGAACCGGAAGACUUUCUACAGUACUCACCCGAAGGAGGAUGCAAUGAGCGCUGCAUGAACCGACUUAAGUGCGGCCACGUCUGCAAACAGAAAUGUCACUCUGCUAUCCUCCAUGAUGCAGUAUACUGUCAAGAACCGUGUCCGAAGGUCGUCAAGGGAUGUGAUCACACAUGUCCUAAACUAUGCGGCGAGUUGUGCCCAGCUAAAUGCACUGUCAGUGUCCGCCAAGCUGGUCGGAGGCUGCUUUGUGGUCAUAUCGCGGAGGAUUUGCCCUGCUGGCAGGCUCAAAAUGUAUCUCUCGUUAGAUGCUCGAGACUAGUAGAGAAGCAGGUGCCUGGAUGCGAUCACAAGGUAAUUGUUCAGUGCCAUGUGAACGUUGCGAGAUCUGGAUACCGUUGCGAUGCGCCUUGCAAAGCGAAUCUGUCCUGCGGCCACACCUGCAGGCAGCCGUGUUGGAAAUGUACAGUGCGUACUCCUGAAGGAGUCACUGUGGAUCACGGCAAAUGUCUCCAAGUCUGUGGCCGGAACCAAUCGACUUGUGUUCAUGCGUGCAACCAGACCUGCCACAGGUCAGAGCCAUGUCCUCCAUGCAGCAUGCCAUGCGAGAUUCAGUGUGCCCAUUCGAAGUGCCCGCGACUAUGUGCAGAGCCCUGCACUCCGUGCGCGGUAUCGACAUGUCUCUCAGCGUGUCCACACAGCCAGUGUUCUAUGCCAUGUGCUGCUCCAUGUGACCAUAUACCUUGCACGGUUCGAUGCGAGAAACGGCUUGCUUGUAGCCACCAGUGCCCGUCGGUUUGUGGAGAGGCUUGCCCUUCACCUGAGUUCUGUCAAAAGUGCGCCAGCCCUGAGCUCAAGGAGCGUGUUGUCGACUUCAUUCUGGCUGAGACGUACGCCGAAAUUGACCUCGACGAGAACCCGUGUAUCUUCCCUCGCUGCGGUCACUUUCUAACGAUCGAGAGUAUGGAUGGUCAAAUGGAUAUGAAGAAGUACUACGUGAUGGAAGACAGUAAGCCCGUGGCUAUCCGGUCGUCAUCGGAGCCGUUCUCCGUAGAUGAUAUCAAGCGAUGCGCUACAUGCCGUGGUUCGUUGAGAGAUUUGUCAAGAUACGGCCGCUUAGUUCGCCGCGCUAUUCUCGACGAGUCGACGAAGAGGUUCCUCCUCUAUCUGAAUCGGGAAUAUGUGCCUCUUGCGCAGGAGCUGCCGUUACAAUUGGCAGCGGUUCUCGGAAGCAAGACCGAUUUGUCACCAUUGCUGAUUGGCGAACAGGCUACCAUCAACAUUGGCGGCUCUCGUGACAAGCAAUUCCAGCAGAUGGCUAAGAUCGUCCGGGAAUCCGGCGGAAAUCGUUGGAGACAAGUCACCCAAUUGCGAAGCCGCAUCGUUCAAUACUAUAAAACCGUCGAGGAGAGAGAACAGCCGUUUUCCCGUGUGCAAGCCCUGGUCGAAAGCGCACGGAGACGCAAAGCAACCAGCGGAAAUUUCGAAUUCGACGGCAGUGUCGUGCAGACCAAGGGGGUGUUCCUCGCAACUACCCUCCUGAUGCGCCUGGAUAUUAGCUUACUUGGCGACUUUCUAUCACUUUUUCAGGCCAGCCGUACAGGAGUGGAGGGAUGCAAAUUGCAGAUCAAUCUACAAGCGACCCGAGAGGAAUGCAGAGGUCUGAUCAAGCGCGCCGAAAACGCCAUGCGAGUCGCGCACAAGGUUGAAGGAUACAUUUUCCUGGCCCAGCUGUACGCGCUGGAGCGAUCGCAGAGUGAGGCCCCGACUGUGAGAGAGAAACAUGCCGAGAGAGCGCGCGAGGCAAUCGCAUCGGCCAGGAAGCUAUGCCAUCGACACCCCGGCCAGACCAAUGGACUAUCGAGCGAAAUCAACGAGGCGGAAGAGAUGCUCAAACUAGAGACCUUCUACACCGCGGUGACCAGCGACGAACGUCUGGAGAUCAUUGCUGCCAUGGCGCGCGAGUUCCGGGGCACCGGGCACUGGUAUUACUGCCAGAACGGCCAUCCUUUCACCAUCGGCGAGUGCGGGGGAGCGGUGCAAUUGGCAAUAUGUCCGGAAUGUGGCGCGCGUGUUGGGGGUCAAGGCCACCGAACCGUGGACGGGGUGACUCGGGCGGAUGAUUUGGAGCGGGAAUUGGAACAGUUGAGGGUCUGAUUUUGGGCCCAGUGUGUACGAGAAUACUCCGUGCACUUGACCCCUGGUUCCACGAGUUCGGUAAAGGUAGCUGUCAUUCGCAAGCUUGGCUCCUUUGGUCCAUGAUUCAUGCAUGGUAUAGAGAAAGCCAUUGGCCGGAGAUACUCGGUUCAGUUACUAGUCUAACACUGAUAGCUUGAAUGCUAGACUGAA